AUGGUCGAAACGCGAACGCAACGGAAUGGCGCUUCUUACGCCGCUAGGAAAGAGCGAAGAGAGAAGGCUGCCGUCAAGCGAAAAGAGGCGCAAAAGCCCAAUUUGGUUCCCAAAAAGAAACCGAAGUCAAAGAAGAAGCCUGCCCAGAGAGCACCUCAGCGUCGACGACAAAGAGCUAUUCCCGGUGAGCUGAAAAAAGUUAGGACUUACGUUUUUCAUGCAAAUCUAUUUCAGAAACUUCGAGCACGUCUGGUGCGAAUCUAUCACAGCCGGUCACAAUCUUGAACCAAGUGCUCCAUGAAACAGCGGCAGCGCCAGCAACAGUGGCAGUGGCAGCGCCGACGGCAGUGCCAGCGCCAGUGGCAGCCGCCGAGCCUGCUCCAGAGCAAACCACGGAGCUUAUUGAAGAACUGGUCCUGGAGUCUAUGGAUUCAGUGCCUGAACUCUCUGAAAUGUUUAAUGAAAAUCAAACGUUGAAUGAGGUGGCGCAGCCAUUGAAUUAUACGGCCACAUCUCAAUCACGGAAUGAUGUUCUCAACAAAAACGAGGAGAAUUCCGCAAGAAAUGAAGAUGAAGACUUGGCAGCUCCUCCUUCCGAAAAAGACUUCCCAGAAAAGAUAAUGAAUGCCUUGGAAGACGGUCUUCAAAAUGCGGAAAGACAGAUUGAAAAAAGUGUCAGACCGUCAACGGAAGGGUAUGCCUGAUGCACCGUAGACUCAUUAAACAUUUCUUUUCAGAAACACCGAAAACGAGAUGGUCGUUCAGUCGAACUCAACACCUUCUGAUUGUGCAAGAGAACGGUUUCCAGUUCCCAGCUACAAUCAAAUCAGUAGAAACAAACGUAUCAGCCAAAUGCCAGCCGGGAGAACAAAAAAAGAACUGUAAAUAACAGCUAGCAUAUGUAUUGUGGUAAUAACAAAUGUUUUCCAGAUGUGAUUGCCCGAAGAACAACAAAAACUGCUCGGACAACUCGUGCCUGAACCGAGCAAUGUUGAUGGAAUGCCCUGAGACCUGCUGCAGAAACUGUCAGAACCAGAGAUUCAAAAAGAAAGAAUACGCAAACUUGGAGGCGUUCAACACUGGAACCGCGAAAGGAUGCGGCCUCCGUGCAACUGGUCCCAUCAAAAAAGGAUCUUUUCUCAUAGAAUAUGUUGGAGAAGUCAUGAACAAAAAGGAUUACGAACGACGGAAGAAGGAGUACGCACGGAAUGGGAACCAACGUCAUCACUACUUUUUCGACACAGUUGGCUUCACAAUUGAUGCAACCCGAAGCGGCAACAUUUCGAGAUUCGCGAAUCACAGUUGUGAUCCGAACACAAUAGCUGAAAAAUGGUUUGUCCCAAGAACACGUGGAAACAUGCUGCGGAUAGGAUUUUUUGCACUUAGAGACAUUGUCACAGACGAGGAAAUCACUUUCGACUAUCAGUUCGAGAACUAUGGGUGAGCCAUUUCAAGUCCACACAUUUUCUUCUUAUCAUAACAGUUUUCAGAAAAGAUGCACAGAAAUGCUACUGCGGAGCCAGUGUUUGUAAGGGAAUAAUUGGACGAUCACCAAAGACUUUGUCGGAGGAGGAGGAAGAAGAGGAAUUGCCGACUGCAGAAGAAGAGGGACUGCUCAGAGCCGUUGAAACAAUGAGAACGCGUGAGAGGAAACUUGUGAUAUCGAAAGUGCUGAAAAGCAUGGCCAUUGGAAACAGAAAGUACGCCAGACGGGUCGUCGCUGUUGCCGAGAAAAUGACCGACCCCUCCCAGCGUCAAAAGUUGCUGAAGAAAAUGUUCACCGCCGACACCGCAAGCCAAACUCAAGCUCGAUAUGCUCAUUUGAUGGCACCACUGAUGAUCAAGUGGCUCGGUGAGCCGGAUCGCACUGGACCGCAUUUAGUUUUCGUGCAACAGAUUCUGUUGAGCUUGGUCAAAGAAUGUUUCAUUAAUGUGGCCAAAGAAACACCCGAUCUUAUUGAAAAGUCGGCGAGUUGGUGCGAAAGUACGUUGAAUGACAACGCAGAUUGCUUCAUCGUCACAGAAGCCAUGGUGUCGUCAAUUGGAGAAAACUUUGAAAAGUACAAGGAUGUACAGAAAACCAUUGCAACUGAAUUGGAGAGCAGUCUCAACAGGACGAAGGAAAUUGCGCGACGACUGAAGAGACAUUGGUUCAAUCGAUCAGUGUCUUUCAGAAUUCCGAAAAAAGCGCGACUACCGGAGCCCGCAACGACUGCUGAGGAGAAGGACUACCGGGUUAGUCCGAUCCCAAUUGAUGCAGCUUCUCCCCCAGAUGAGCUUCCUCAACGCAAUGGAGACGAUAGCAGGAAUUGGAAUCAAACGGAGGGCUCUCGCUACGAAAGAAAAAGCUGGAGAGAAACCCUCGUGAACAGAACCCCUCGUGAUCGCAACUACCGCUAUCACCAUAAAUCUCAACAAAAUUCUGGAAACGACCGUCGUCAAUGGAAUCACCAGUCGCCUAUGUGCUCUCCUGAAGGAUACAAAAGAAGGAGAAUUGAAAAUCAAGAAGGCUUAUCGGAAUUUGAAAGUCAUCCGUAUAUGAGAAGCAAUUGGCAAUCUUCACAGCAUCACAGAAAUAACAGGCCGAUCUAUCAAACAAGUUGGAAUUUUGAAGAGGAGGCGACUGGAUACACGCAAACUCCGGUUUAUUUCCCGGCGGUUCCACCGAUGAACGAAAGUUCUCUAGUGACAUGUGCUCAAAAAGCUUCGCUCGGAGUGCCACAAACAUUUGGUAAGUGAAUGAGUAUUUCAAAAAAAAGUGGAAUGUUUUUACGACAACUUGUUUUAUUUCUAAUUUCAGGACCGUCGCCUCAACUCGUUCAAGAAAGUUAUGAAAUUGUGACGAAGAUGGAAAAAAAGCUCGAACCACUUUUUGUUUGGCUGCCAACCGAAGAUUUGAUGUAAGUUUGAUGUAAUAUCGGAAACUUUUGCGAAACAAAAACUCAAAAAAGGCGAUGCGCCGCGAAAUUAUCUGAUAUGAACGAACUCGUGAUAUUCCAGAAAGCAACGAGAUGCGGCUGAAGCAGAAGUGCACUACCUCAAUAGUCUCAUCCACAAAUGUCCAAAGGAUGGGAAAAGAGAUACGGAACAGCAGGCUCAGGCAAUUGGGUUCUCAAAACAAGAAGCGAGCUCGUCAUCUCAAAUUGAAAGGAGAGACCAGCAAGAAAUCACUGCGAAACAACCCGACCGUCCAGACUUUGGAACGGAGCUUCAAAAAUUGGUUGACUCUGAAGUCAGGACUAUGGAAUUGUCAGAGGCGACCGAAAAUAAGAUUCAAUGGCUUGUCAAAAUCCUCACUAAAGAGCUUCUCAAGAAACGGAACGAGGAGGAAAUGAGCAAAAUGCCGGAGCUACGCAACUUCCAUUUCAAAAUGGACAAGGGGAUGGAGAAAAAAGUAAUGAUGAGGUAUUAGUUACAAAUAACAAUAAAACAAUUUUCAGGCGCAUGAGUAUAUAAUCGGGUUCGUCGCUAGAAAGAAUGGCGAAAACGCUCUCUGGAAAAAUUACAUGCACAUGCCAUGA
Messenger RNA from Caenorhabditis sp. 36 PRJEB53466, 3521 nucleotides. The record is from the annotation of a GenBank genome assembly. Lineage: Eukaryota; Metazoa; Nematoda; Chromadorea; Rhabditida; Rhabditidae.